Papaver somniferum (opium poppy) is the source of this 1072-nucleotide messenger RNA. RefSeq names its product NADPH:quinone oxidoreductase-like. NCBI's taxonomy places the organism in Eukaryota, Viridiplantae, Streptophyta, Magnoliopsida, Ranunculales, Papaveraceae. Gene Ontology annotation, molecular function: FMN binding; oxidoreductase activity. The coding region runs from base 182 to 772 and encodes 196 amino acids. The transcript has 3 exons. Gene Ontology annotation, cellular component: cytosol. The record is from RefSeq and is a predicted model, not a curated record.
ACAGCCAGUAGUAGUACAACGAAAACAGUCAGAAUUGUACUAUACUUUAUUGACCGAGAAUCUUUUCGGAAGAAGAAUCACAAAAAGAAGCAUACAACAGCGUACUCAAAAACGCACUAUAAAAUCUGAAUUGACAGAGCUGAGCAAAGAGUCAAAGAAAGAAAGAGAGAAACAACUGAAGAUGGAAGCAGCAGUAGCUAAACCAAUGAUCAAAGUUGCAGCACUUUGUGGUUCUCUUCGCAAAGCUUCCUAUCAUCGCGGUCUCAUUAAUUCUGCUAUUCAGAUAUGCAACGAAUCAAUACCUGGAAUGAAAAUCGAAUUCAUAAAUAUAGAGCAUCUUCCUUUUAUGAACGAAGAUCUCGAGGUGAAUGGUACUUAUCCACCUGUCGUUGAAGCUUUUCGUCAGAAAAUACUUGAAGCUGACAGCGUUUUGUUUGCAUCUCCUGAGUACAAUUACUCCGUCACUGCCCCUAUGAAGAAUGCGAUUGACUGGGCAUCUAGACCUCAAAAUGUCUGGGCUGAUAAACCCGCUGCUACAAUAAGCACAGGUGGUAAUGCUGGUGGGUCACGGUCACAAUACCAUUUGCGCCAAAUUGGCGUCUACAUCGAUCUCCACUUUAUUAACAACCCAGAAUUUUCCUUAAAUGCGUACCAAAAGCCGAUAAAAUUUGAUGAAGAUGGCAACUUAGUUGACCUUGAGUCCAAGGAAAAGCUAAAAGAGGUUUUUUUGUCACUCAAGAAAUUCACUCAUCGACUCCAAGAUGGUAAGUAGCGCUUUAUGAAGCCAUAGAACUUGAAAUUUACACAAAUCUGUUAUGCAAUUCCACUACGAAGUCAAUGUUAUUGGUAUGCAAUUUUCUCAUUGGAGUGUGUUUGCUGUUUGUUCUCACCUUGUGAUCACAUAAUAUGGUAAUGAGUUUCUUGUUUGGGUCAGUCUUGUUGGGCUACUGAUAUUUUAAGAUCAUUGUUCUUCUAGUUUUGUUUUUGUUCUUCAUAUAAUUCAAGAAUUACAGUUGUAUUGAGUAGCAGACGGUUCUGCUCAUUUGUCUAUUUACGAAUAAUUUGAAGAAAA